AUGGAGAAUGAUAAUCAUUUUGAUGAAAAACCUUUACAUAGUGAAACAUUUACUAAACAAAGAUCAUUCCAUGGAAACAUUCCUAAAUAUCACCGUGAAAUCUGUAGGAAGACAUUCUCUCCAGAACACGGUGUUACCACGCAUAAAGAAAUACACAAGAGAGAAAGGCCCUAUCACUGUGAAAUUUGUGGAAAAUAUUUUGUCUGUAACAUUCACAAGACAAUACACACUGGGGAAAAGCCGUAUCGUUGUGACAUAUGCGGGAAAUCUUUCAUUGAAAAUUCAAAGCUUACUAUCCACAAACGUAGUCACACAGGAGAAAAACCCUAUCCCUGUAAAAUAUGCGGCAAAUCAUUUAUUACUAAUGGUCAUUUAAAAACACACAGAACGAUACACACUGGAGAACAACUUUAUCACUGUGAAAUCUGUGAGAAAUCUUUUGUCUCUUACAUUCAUAAAAGAAUUCAUACUGGAGAAAAACCUCACCACUGUGAAAUAUGUAGGAAACCGUUCUCUGGUAAUUCUCAUCUUGUAGUUCACAAACAGUGUCACACUGGCAAAAAAACCUUUCGACUCACAAUCAAAAUUAUCAUUUGCGAAGUUAAUUCACCAUUGAAAACACAAGUGUAA
Octopus bimaculoides (California two-spot octopus) is the source of this 630-nucleotide messenger RNA. RefSeq lists its product as uncharacterized. Gene Ontology annotation, molecular function: RNA polymerase II cis-regulatory region sequence-specific DNA binding; DNA-binding transcription repressor activity, RNA polymerase II-specific. The record is from RefSeq and is a predicted model, not a curated record. Gene Ontology annotation, cellular component: nucleoplasm. Lineage: Eukaryota; Metazoa; Mollusca; Cephalopoda; Octopoda; Octopodidae. Gene Ontology annotation, biological process: regulation of cytokine production; negative regulation of transcription by RNA polymerase II; regulation of immune system process.